AUGUCACUGGACCACAGCCCCACCGGCUCCCUCGUCGUGUACGGCGAUGACAUCGAGGAGGCCAUGUCCCCCAACCGGAGCGUCGCCGCCGUGGCCGUCAAGGACGGCGACGCCUCCGUGUACAAGAUCAUCCACGGCUUCCUCAAGCAGAAGAACAACUCCAUCAUCAACGUCGCCGCCAGCGUCGCCCGGAAAGCGGCCUCCAACAAGCUGUCGAGGAAGACUUCGGAUGUUUUCGACACCCUGAUUCAGCAGCAGCAGAGCAGGCUGGGGAACAAGACCGGGCCUCUGCUCUCCGGGAUAUCCUACUGCAUAGCCUCUUGCAGCAUGAUAUUGCUCAACAAGGUGGUUCUCUCCAGCUACAACUUCAAUGCCGGCAUCUCACUCAUGUUGUACCAGAAUCUUAUAUCUGUGGUCAUUCUUGUGGCACUCGAGUUCUUCAGCGUAAUUUCAACGGAAGAACUGACAUGGAAGUUGAUCAAAGUCUGGAUCCCAGUUAAUCUCAUUUUUGUUGGAAUGCUAGUAACCGGAAUGUACAGUUUGAAGUACAUAAAUGUUGCCAUGGUGACGAUAUUAAAGAACAUGACAAACAUUUUAACAGCCCUAGGGGAAAUAUAUGUUUUCAGGAAGGGUCAGAACAAACAGGUUUGGGCUGCCUUGUGCAUGAUGAUUGUAUCAGCUGUAUGUGGCGGUAUGACAGAUCUUUCUUUCCAUCUAAUUGGUUACACUUGGCAGAUUUUGAAUUGCUUUCUGACGGCAGCCUAUUCGCUUACACUGAGACGCCUGAUGGACACGGCCAAACAAUCAACGAAAUCUGGUUCCCUCAAUGAAGUUUCUAUGGUGUUACUUAACAAUGCGCUCUCGAUCCCUUUCGCGGCCAUUUUGAUUAUUGUCUUCAAUGAGUGGGAAUACGUUUAUCAAACCGAAGUUAUUAGAGAGCCCAUGUUCUGGGUUUUUGCCACAGCCAGCGGGUUGUUAGGACUAGCGAUCAGCUUCUCAUCCGUGUGGUUUUUACAGGAGACUGGCCCAACAACUUACAGUCUUGUUGGCUCACUAAACAAGAUACCCAUUUCGGUCGCUGGUGUCUUGCUAUUCAACGUCCCUGUUAGCGUGGAAAAUUUGUUCAGCAUAGUUUUCGGUCUUUUCGCUGGGAUAUUCUUCGCAAAGGCAAAGAUGUCCAAGUCCUAA
Messenger RNA from Triticum turgidum subsp. durum (durum wheat), 1188 nucleotides. The record is from the annotation of a GenBank genome assembly. NCBI's taxonomy places the organism in Eukaryota, Viridiplantae, Streptophyta, Magnoliopsida, Poales, Poaceae.